AGCGACGGUUGUAUACAUUCGGGAGCUGCCAAACCAACUGCCUUGCUGAAGAUAGCCUUUGCCAAGGAAACCUGCAAGGAUUAUUAACCACAGGAGUUUGGUUUUUUGUGUGUGGCAAGGUGCGACACAGUGCAACGGUGGACUAAUUUCCACUUUCUUGAGGAGAAAACUGUGACACUGGUGACACAUUUAUCGUUCGUCUGGGAGCGAUAUGGGUUGAUGUGUUUCAAUGAACAACUAUCCGAGCGAUAAAACUCAAACGAUAGCGCCAAAGAAUGCAUACGACGGCGUGGUCUUUAAAAUGGGCGUAAAACACGAAAUGUGAUUAUUUCAAGUGAUGUGUGCUUAAUUACACCCCGUCUUCGUCGAAGGACUGGCUAGGAGGAGGAGGUGAAAAACGACAACAGUUUAACAGGUGAAAAUACUACUUUGGGGAAAAAAAUAACGGUUUGGGAUCCAAGCAGUUAACGUCGCGGUGAAAGGUGAACAAGCAGCACUUGCUGCAAGCACGUACUGAAGGUUGCAGCCCGCUCAGACCGAGAACUGGGAGGACUAAUGAAUUUUUAUAGUGUGGCUCGACCAAGUCUAAUGAAAAUUUAUCGGCCACUCUGAAGGUACGAUAAUGAUAAUGAGAAAAUUAAGUAAAGGUGUUCGGUUCAAUAAUAAAUUGCAAAGUGUUUAACGGCGAAGAAAACAUUGUGGGUUGCGUUAGUUGUAACGAGGAGCUGUCAACGGAGAUCGUGAAAAGGAAUCCCUGAAAUCGAGUGUCGUUGCACAUGUGAAAAGGGUAACCGAAGCAGCCAUUGAAAAGCGAUUUUCCAACAACUCCAGGAAUCUGUCGGACGGAAACGGGAGAGAAGUAAGUGAAAGUGAUAAAAGGAUUGAAUUACCAAGAUAAGGGGUGCUUUGAAAACGGCGUGCAGUUCAGUGGCAAUAUUUGAAAAAGAGAGAAUGGUAACGACCGAUUCUGGUUGAAGGCGAAAAGGGUUUUUAUAACGUUUGAGGUUUUAUGACGCUUGGUGAACCGAAUCCGGAAUUGCAGGGAAAAGGAGUCAUGGGAAGCUAAAUCCGGACUGUGACGACCCGACAGCGUAGCAAGCGCCUCCGCUAAUUAGUUUGGAACCCAUCGCCAGCUUUGGGGACAUCCGUUGGCGACGACGCGAGAUGAGUCACAAUCGUCCACCGAAACUGCCAGUGACGUACAGCAGCAAAAAUAUAGGAAGAGGAAGUACUAGAGCCAUAGACUCUACCGCCACCAAUAGUAGCAACCGGCAAAGUUGCUGCUGUCCCAGAAACGGACAUCGUCAUUUGUCUUCAUCAACCUGGGUUAAAGCUGGUCUGGCACAGAUACCAUGCCCACGAUUUCUCAUCAUCACCGACUACCAGUGAUGAUGAUGUUAACUAAUAAGCAGCUUUACAUGGCAGUGUGUAAAUAGUUAUCCCCGCCAUUGCCCAAGUACUAAACGAAAAAAAAACACAAACAAUGUGAUACUGACUACAAGUCAACAAAUAUCCAAACACGAAUGGUUAAACCAGCGAUAAGGCCUUCUCAACCCCAGCCCCAUUCUGUUACCGACUGUCGAACGAACAUAAAAAAUAUUCAUAGUUCUAUAAGCUUCACAUUCUCGCAACCCUGCCGUUAGAUCUAAAAAUCGGUGAAGCUCAAAGCCAAUAAAUUAGGAAUCACUGAUCAUAGCACUCCAAGCAAUCGAAACUAAAGCAAACGAACGAAUCGAAGCAACCCGACACACAGUGAAUCAAAUCUAGAACUACUAUCCAAGCAACCUAAAUCUUAAAAGUACUCCAACUUUCCAUCCAACAAAUCUGCCGAGAGCAGGAGGAGUAUGAUCCAUCUGUAUCCACUCGAGGAGCAUCCGCAUUUUUGUUCGUUUUACUGGGGCAGCAUCAACGGGAACAACAGCAGCAUCAGUAGCACCAGCUUCAGCGCCGCCGCCAGCACCAACUAUGACGGGACGCUUCGAAGUGGGCUGUACGAGGACCCGCGCAUAGAAUACCUUCGGAAGAUUUCCUACGGCAUCGCUCUGCCCAUCAUCUGCGCUCUGGGGAUCGUCGGCAACGUGUUGAAUCUGGUGGUGCUGACCAGGCGAAAUAUGCGCGGGACGGCCUACAUCUACAUGAGGGGUUACUCGGCAGCGGCACUGCUGGCGAUCAUCUUUGCCAUUCCGUUCGGCAUGCGAAUGCUGAUCCAUCGGGAUUCCGGCCGGUGGCGUAACUUCAGCCAAGCGUUCUACUCAGCUCAUCUUGAACUAUUCCUCGGCAAUGGCUGCCUUGGUGUUGGCGUGAUCAUGCUGCUGGUGCUGACCAUCGAGCGGUACGUGUCGGUGUGCCAUCCGGGUCACAUCCGACGGUUCUGUACGCCGCGCGUCACCGUGGCGUUGAUUCCGGUGAUCACCUUUCUGAUCUAUCUGCCGUCGGUGCUGCGUGGUGAGGUCGUCAAGUGUGUCGUACAAUCCGAUGGAUCAACGAUGUUUCAUAAGCGCGAUAAUAUGAAAUUUUUAGAUUCGUUAUUUUACUCGAUUUACAAGGUGAUAUUGGAGAUAGUAUUCAAGCUGGCCCCAACGGUGCUAAUUGCCGGCUUUAACUUAAGAAUAAUGAUCGUGUAUCGUCGUACCUGUGAUAAGCGCCGACGGAUGACGCUGUCCCGGAUCAACACCAAGGACGAAGAUCCUCGCAAGUUCGCCGAAGAGAGGCGGCUCAUGAUGUUGCUAGGUAGCACAUCACUUCUAUUCUUGCUCUGUGUUUCCCCGAUGGCACUUCUACAUGUGACGCUGUCACCGGAGCAUCUAUCGAGUUAUUCUUUCCAGCUUUUCCGUGCACUCGCAAAUCUUCUGGAGCUCAUCAAUUAUUCUUUGACAUUCUACAUCUACUGCCUGUUCAGUGAAGACUUCCGGAAUACACUAUUCCGAACGAUAAGGUGGCCUUGGUUUGAGAAACCGCUCUAUAAUCGAGGAACCGACUUUCAACUAAAGCAUCUUCAUUCGGGUGCGCUUCUCAAUGGUCAUCAUCACCAUCACCGGCAUCACCACCAUUCGAACGGCAAGAGGUGUCUGGCGAACAGCAGUUCGCCCGGUAACGGAACACUUCUCCAUCCCAAUUCAGCUCACAGUCAACGUUUAUCGCCGAGUGCGACAAUGCAGCAGCAACAUCUCCUGUCGGCAAUAACACCAACAACAACGGCAACGACAACGCCGCAGCACCUACAGGCUACGCAAAUCACCUUAACGACGGCCACCACCACUUCCGGUUUCUGCACGACCACGGGCCGGUCCAGCAGCAUAUGAUACUACGCCAACGGCGGUGGUGGAAGCAGCACAUGCUGCUCCGUCAGUCGCUGCGGCAGCAUCUCCAGCGGAAUCGGGAUCGGAACUCGAGGGUUCGAAACUACCGGCGACGGAAUUGGAACGGUGGAUACCGAAGAUGAUCCACCGCCAGUCGACGUUUGAGGGUUCAUCUAAGGUUCGGACGAUUCAGGCGUUCCUUGAUUUCAGCGAAAAAGACCCGUGGAUGGCGCAUAGCCAUCUUUGAACACAGAAUCUCGAACCGACACAUACAUUGCAACGUAAUAAGCAAAAUUAUUUAUAGGGGAUAAUAUCUCCGGUUACAGCUAUCUCUAAGAAAAUUAAAAUACUUAAAACAGUCCAUAGUUAAUCGAUGUUAUUGUAAAUAAUAAACGUCUCGAAUUUCCGCUGCAAAUCUAUGCGGAAUCUUCGACUUCGAAUAAGGGAACAGGAACUGAAACGAGAACAGUGUCCUACCUUUCGCAUUACAACUGAACGAAGGAAUUUAGAUUUAGAAAGUUCUUAACAACUCAAAAGAAGAAUUACGAUUGUAGACUAGUCGAACAACCAGAUGAGAGAAAGAUAAAAAAUUUACAUUCUACAUAUAUUUACAAUAUAUUUAGCAGAGUGAGUCCGAAAGACGACAGAACUACACUUAAAAUCGGUGCCAUUGGUCGAAAUUCCAUUGUUGUUAGAGUCUAUUUAUGACGUGAUUGUAGUUGUGCGUGACAGAAGACACGAUGAUGCCGCAGGAGGAAGUCGCGAAACGUGACUUGCCGAGGGGAGCAUAGAUAGCGAACGGCGGCGUCUACGUACCGGCAUGCUUUCAACCGUGAGUGUAUUACAGACUAGAGAAUCAAAUUCUGAACCAGUUAUUGAAGAGCAUUACCAAGUAUUAUAUAAUUAUACAGAAUCGGCGAACUCUAACACAAAUAGGUGGAAAAUGGAAUGUUGAUGACGGAAAUCCAUUUUUUGGAUGAUGUCCGAAAAAGACAGCGAAUAUAAUAGGAACAUAGCAAGUGGAUUUAAAAUGUGAGGAGCACUGAGCAGUGUCUAGGUCCUUAAUCAAAACACAGAAACAAACAGAAUUGAGAACUGUAUUUCCCAUUCAAUAUAAUGUAAAUAUAAUGCCGAUUUUAAGCUGAAACUAAUCGAACUACUACUACGAUGAUGUACUUAAAUAGUAGAAUAUACAACUAAUAAAACCGAUCAGAAGAAAACUCGCAAACUCGUCAGCAA
Armigeres subalbatus is the source of this 4538-nucleotide messenger RNA. RefSeq names its product probable G-protein coupled receptor B0563.6. The record is from RefSeq and is a predicted model, not a curated record. The coding region runs from base 1845 to 3302 and encodes 485 amino acids. Gene Ontology annotation, cellular component: membrane. Lineage: Eukaryota; Metazoa; Arthropoda; Insecta; Diptera; Culicidae. Gene Ontology annotation, biological process: G protein-coupled receptor signaling pathway. The transcript has 9 exons. Gene Ontology annotation, molecular function: G protein-coupled receptor activity.